Bactrocera tryoni is the source of this 4163-nucleotide messenger RNA. Its product is annotated as erythroid differentiation-related factor 1. Gene Ontology annotation, biological process: positive regulation of DNA-templated transcription. The transcript is spliced from 9 exons. NCBI's taxonomy places the organism in Eukaryota, Metazoa, Arthropoda, Insecta, Diptera, Tephritidae. The coding region runs from base 146 to 3931 and encodes 1261 amino acids. The record is from RefSeq and is a predicted model, not a curated record.
CAUGUGAUUCUUCUGGAAACGAAUCGAAGUUAGAGGAGAAUAAACAUCUGAUAGAACGUUCCUAAGCUGAAAAUUAAACAAAUUACUUAUAAAACAUUAAAUCAAUUUUAUUUUAACAUUGGAAUGAAAAUAAAUAUUGUACAAUAUGACUGACAGUGCAGAAGAGAUUGAAUUGUGCCAGAAUAUCGGGCCACAUGAAUUGGUGGAAGUGAAAUCAAAAGCAGUGGUUAAGUUUUCCGCAGUGCAGGUGCCAGUAAGCUUCAAUCGUCUACAAUGUAACACCAAUUUGAAUUUGCCACCUUCUAAUUGGUUGACCACGUCGGACAACAGUGGGCUACACCAGGCGCUGUACCAAUCGCCCGGCUUCGCUAGCUUUAGCAUUGCACACAUGUUUCCCGACUGUGUGGGCGAGGUGGAUGUUGUGACUGAUGCGGAAAACAUAAAACGGCUUCUGAAGAUGCCCUAUACAUCGAAAAGCGCCAUCAGCAUGAUUGUGCAUAAGGUGGGCAAUACAUUGUUGCUAGAUGAGUUCGACAUACAGAAGUACUUGCUGCGUAAAGCCGACGACGAUUGGAAAUGGCUACGUACUUUUAUAUUAGAACAUAUUAUGGCAUAUGGCGAAAAAGAUCACAGCUUCUGUCUAAAAGACAAAUCACGUGAAGCGUUACAAACGAAAAACUUGCUAUCGAAAUUCCUCUACUACAGCUUAAAGCAAUCGGGUGCUGAGGAGCCUGAACAAGAAGCACAACGCACACGACCAGUUUUACCCAUUACCGGUCCAGUAUUACCUGAACCCAAGGUAGAGGAGAACGUGCCAGAUCCCAAAUCGAGUCAUGUCUUCAAUCGGAAUGUGCUCUGGACAUUUGAAGAUAUACGAAUGCUGAUCGGUACUGACAUGCCUAUUUUCGGUGGGCCUAAUCGCCCAUGUAUUAGUUUAAGGUUACGUGAUAUGGCUAAGCCAAUCAAUGUACUAACCGGUAUUGAUUAUUGGCUAGACAAUUUGAUGUGCAACGUGCCGGAAGUAGUCAUGUGCUAUCACUUGGAUGGUAUAGUACAGAAAUAUGAAAUUAUCAAAACCGAAGAUCUACCCUACCUCGAAAACUCCCAGUUUUCACCACAAGUAGUACGCAAUGUUGCACAAAAUAUACUGUCAUUCUUAAAAGCGAACGCAACAAAAUCUGGACAUACUUACUGGUUGUUUAAAGGACGCAACGAUGAUGUUGUAAAACUGUAUGAUCUGACAACGCUCUGCCAAAAAGACACGGAAGCGAAUAGGUGUGAUGAAAAGCAGGAAAAUCCCUUCACUGUGCCUGUGGCAAUGCUUCUGUACACAGUGGCGCGCAAUAUGAAGAAUACGGCUGCACAGAUAACACCGAAGAUGGCGGGUAACAUCAAAGCUUUGCUAGAUAACUGCAUUAAGCUGCUAUCCAAGGAGAAAUAUCCACAAAUCGUAACAUCUUCUCACUAUAUACUGUCCGAUUUACACGUGCCGGCCGGCAUUGACCCCAAAGCGCCGAAAUUCGAUAACACCGAUAUAGAUUCCGAUACGCAAUCUGUGUACGAAGAGGAUGAAGAUGGUGAUUCGGUUACCGAUGAUGAUUUCAAUUUGAAUGACACGCACAAUGAACUCAGUGAAAAUGUCGAACACAGCGACAAUGUGGCAAUGAAACAAAUUUGCGAUACACUCAAAGAAUUAAAUCUGGAAGCACAAAUUAAAAAUGGAAAACGUGUGCCGCGUGCGCCAUCCCCAUUGCAGGCUGGUAUAGAGGAACGUUGCCGCAUUGCAUUGGAGCAUAUUAGCGCCGGCAUAGCGUGUUUGAAGUUUUUCAACACCAGUGAGGAGAAAUUUAUCAAAGAAAGUGAAGUGCGCGCCAAGGAUGAAGAAAAGCAACGCAUACUGCAUGAGGAACAGCAUCCGAAUAUGGCGAAACCCUUCAAACCGAUACCGCUACCCUACGAGAGCCUCAGCAAACAGCUGUUAAAUGGUGAAGCAGAAGCAAACAAAAAUUUGGUUGACGAAACUGCAGACGAUAACCUUUCCGUACAUAGUGAGAAGGCGAAGAAAGGUAAAAAAUCAAAAGCAAAGCGUAACAAGGGUAAAGAGUUGAAAGAGAGUCAAAAUGCAAAGGCUGACGCCAAUCAAGCGCCAGCACAACCACAAGCCGAAGAUAAACGCAUUGCAACAAAGUUCAAUACACAACAUUUCGGCUCUUGGAAUGUGCACUUGAAGUUGCUGUUGCUGGAGAAGGCUUGUCUCACCUAUGCCACCUAUGCAGAAUAUCAUUAUGGUGAGCUGAAGUAUGGUAGAUGUCUAAAGGCUAUUUAUAUGGCCUACCGCUGUCAGCAGGUGGUGUUGAAAUACAUGUCCGACAUAGUUUCGCAAAAGAGUUGCUUGCUAGGACGCGCCGGCGAUUGUUUCUACCAAAUGGCUAAGAGUUGGCAGGACAUUGACAGUUAUCUCGCGCAAUUCAACGAAGAAUCGGAAAUUGCACAGAAUAUCGAUAUUGAGUUAGUUAAAGACCUGAAUAGUGACGGCAUCACUGAACUAAUCACGCCAUUGGCAAACCUUGAACACUUAAUGCUUUCCAGCUGCAAAUGUUAUGAAAAUGCUAUUGAUUGCGUCACAGAUGAAGAGGCCAAGAGUGAGUUGUUGCGACGUUUGGGCAACGUGCGCAAUGAGCUGGGUCUAAAAUACAUGUAUUGGGCGCAAGAGGAAUAUGCAAAAGAUAUGGAGAAAAACUCAAAUAAAUCGCCAGACGAUAGUGAUUCAACCGAAAUCAAUAUGUCAGAUAAAAGCCAAACCGACGAAGCUGAGCAAGACGAAACUUCGGAGAAGUCUGAGCAAGGAGAAACGCCGGAGAAGUCUGAGGAACCAGUAUAUAUGAAAUUGGCUAUGAAAUCGUAUGACUGUCUGAUACGCGGCAUUGCAGCGUUUAACGAGGUGCAGGACAAUGUUAAUCAAGCAUUUUUAUAUUGCAACAUGGGUCGCUUUAUGCGUUUUCGUGCGCACUUGCUUCUGCCAGAAGAGAACAUUGACUUCGUGCGAAAACAGAAGAUGUUUUAUAGUGAGGCCUUCUCGAACUACGAAAAAGCCAAAGAAGUGCUGGGUUCACGAAAGUGCAGUGUGGAGCUGUGGGACUUAGUGCAUUGGGAGCUUUCGACUGCCACGUUUACCUUGGCCAAACAGUUACAAGACUUUAGCACUGCUGAUGAGGCUACACGCGCUGAAUUGGAGAAGCAAGUAUUGGACAUGUUGCAGAAAUCGCUCAAACUUUGUGAUUUAGAGCAUACCGGCUCCAGACAGAUACUCUACACCUAUCGCUCUGGUCUAAUACAUAAGCGUAUCGCAUCAUUUUAUUAUAGUCAAUUACGCAAUAGCUGCACUGACCUCGCGUCAAUACCAAAAACCACUUUGCAACUGUGCAAGCAUCACUAUGAACGUGCCGCUGCUAUAUUAGACAGCUUGCGCGAAGCUUAUUUGGCUGUGCAACUUGAACGUAUUUCAUUGCAGGAAUUCUUAGCAGAAAUUUCGCCGCAUAUUGCUCAAAAAGUCAAACACUUGCAGACCGCCUUGGGCUUGUGUCUCAAGUCGAAAGUGGUUUUCGAAUAUGCCUUAACCUCCUUAACCACAAAUAAUACCACAGAGAGCAAGACAACGAAUGAUGAGUUCUGUAAACAUAUGUUAUUAUUUGAAAGUCGUUUGCAAAACACACUGAAAACAUUGAUAAAAAUGCUGCUCAACGGCAAGGACCCCAAAAGAUUAGUAGAACUUUAUAAGAAAAUGUAUAUGGCAACGUUGACGUGCAAACGCACAGCUGAGCAGCAGCAGAGUGCGUCCAUUGAACAGUUGGCGCAGCACUAUGCCACUUUAAUGGAGCGCUUAAAUGAGCUGCAGCAGUCACACAUGCCGAAUGCAGCUGAGAAGCUUUAAGCUGCUGCUUCUGCCUGUUAUUAUGCUACAACUAAAGUCUAAUUGAAUCAUUUUCCUUAUGACUGGCUAUGAAAUCGCGCAGCGCUACGCAAGUUGUAAUUAAUUUUAAGUGAUUUUGAAUUGCUAACACGUAAGCUUCCGGUCAUCGUUACUGAAUUAAAUUCGACCUUUGUGCAGAGACCCUGGUGGUAACAAUAAAUUAGAAUUGUAAGACCACGUGUGAAAUGAGUUA